Molecule: messenger RNA, 2291 nt
Organism: Amborella trichopoda
Lineage: Eukaryota; Viridiplantae; Streptophyta; Magnoliopsida; Amborellales; Amborellaceae
Product: Tetratricopeptide repeat (TPR)-like superfamily protein
Molecular function (GO): protein binding
Source: RefSeq, a predicted model, not a curated record
UAUUUUUUGGGGUAAAAGCAUAUCUAGAGCUCUUACCUCUCAUUGCGUUCCCCUCUCUCUAUAUUGUUUGAUCUUUCUCAAAAAACCCUAAUUUCUACUCUCUCUUCUUCCCUGUAUUGUUAUAUCCAAUUUCAUUUGAGUUCCCAUUCUUAUGUGCAAUCUUCUGAAACCGGAAUAUCUCAUUAAAAUCCUAAUUUGAUGCCCGUAAUUUUCUAUGUGAGCUGCACGAGCAAGCUCAACAAUGGCGGCCAGACCUCUUGUGAGCAGAGUCCAUCUCCUCUGCAAAACUUUAAAUUUUAACUCAAACCCUAACAUUUCACGCAGGAAUAUAUCCAUUACUGCUUUCUUGAACCAGGAGCCCCAGCUCCAAGAAGCUCCUCCACCUUCAUCGCCAUUGCCGCCAAGCCCUUCAACUGGUAGCCCUUUAUACCAGGAAAACUGGCGAAACCCUGGCUCUAUUCAAGAAACCGUAAUCUCUCAGUCCCUGGUUCCAUUAGGGUUUCUUCACCAGACUCCGUCUACAAGGAUCCAAGCUUUCUCUCAAACCCUAGAUCUUCCAAGUCUUUUGAAUGCCUUUGCAGAUUGGAUGACUUCACAGAGAUGGUCUGAUCUCAAGCAACUGUUUGAGUUUUGGAUUAGGUCUCUGGAUACAAAUGGGAAGCCUAAUAAACCUGAUGUGAACUUGUACAACCAUUAUUUGAGGGCUAACUUGAUGAUAGGGGGAUCAGCUGGCGAGCUCCUCGACCUCGUCGCUCAAAUGGAAGAUUAUGGGAUUUCACCGAAUACUGCUUCAUAUAAUCUGGUUUUGAAGGCCAUGUAUCAGGCGAGAGAGAGUGAAGCUGCUGAGAAGCUGCUUGAUCGGAUGAUCCAGGCAGGAAAGGAUGCUUCCCCAGAUGAGGAAUCAUAUGACUUGGUCAUUGGACUUCAAUUUCUAGUGAACAAGAUCGAUGAUGCCCUUAAGUAUCUUGACCUGACAUUGAAGUCUGGUUAUAUGCUGUCAAUGAGAGUCUUCACAGACUGUGUUCGGAGUUGUGUAAAGGCUGGGACAUUGGAUACUUUGACUUCAAUCAUAGAGAGAUGCAAGAGAAUGGAUCAAAACAAGGCUUUGUGCCCAUCCUGGAACCUGUGUACAUACCUUGCUGAUGUUGCAUUACAAGCUGAUAAUGGCAAGUUGGCAUUUCAUUCCUUGGAAUUUUUUGCACGAUGGAUUGCUCGUGGUGAAAAUGUGAGGCCUCCAGUCCUUCUUUCUGUCGAUGAAGGCUUGGUUGUGUCUGCAUUGGGAACAGCUGCGAGGACUUGCAAUUCUAAUCUUCUUGAUGCUUCUUGGGCAAUAUUGAGACGUUCGUUGCGUCAGAAGAGGGCACCGAAUCCUGAGUCUUAUUUAGGGAAGAUAUAUGCUUAUUCAAUGUUGGGGACCUUACAAAGGGCAUUUGCUACUUUGAACGAAUUCGAGACUGCAUAUGCCAAUCCUACUGCUGUGGAUGAAGAGUUGUUUUCUCCUUUUACUUCCUUAAAUCCUCUGGUUGUGGCAUGUUCCAAGAAUGGUUUUGCGACAUUGGACUCGGUGUAUUUUCAGUUGGAGAAUUUAAGCCGUGCGGAUCCGCCUUACAAGUCUGUUGCUGCUGUGAAUUGUGUAAUAUUAGGUUGUGCAAACAUAUGGGAUCUUGAUCGAGCCUAUCAGACAUUUGAGGCCAUCAGCAACACCUUUGGUUUGACCCCAGAUAUCCAUUCGUAUAAUGCAUUGUUGUUUGCAUUUGGGAAGAUGAAAAAGACAUUUGAAGCUUCGAGGGUGUUCGAGCAUUUGACAAGCUUAGGUGUGAGACCAAAUGAGACAACAUAUUCAUUGCUUAUUGAUGCCCACCUCAUCAACAAGGACCAGAAAUCUGCGCUCUCAAUCAUUGAUGAGAUGAUGAAUGCUGGGUUUGCCCCAUCAAAAGAAAGUCUCAAAAAGGUUAGGAGGCGAUCUGUCCGUGAGUUUGAUGACGAAAGCAAUGAGCAGGUCCGGAUACUGGCAAGCAAGCUCAAAUACAGAAUGGGUGGUGAGGCCCGUCGAGAUAUGCUAUUUGGGCUCAACUAUAGCACUGAAUUGCCCUAAAGCAAAUCUAGGGGUGAUGGAAGGCCUAAUAAAAUGCGUGGGAGUCUCUCGGGAUUGCAGGCUCGAAUAUACACUAAUACUGAGUGUUUCUUAUUGGAAGAAUGAUUUGCAUGUAAAUUUUUGUUAAGAUAUUUUCCUUUUCCUUUGCUGACCAAACAGAUUGUACGGAGUUAAUGAUAUCUUUUCUUUGACCUUU